Messenger RNA from Prunus armeniaca (apricot), 396 nucleotides. Lineage: Eukaryota; Viridiplantae; Streptophyta; Magnoliopsida; Rosales; Rosaceae. The record is from the annotation of a GenBank genome assembly.
AUGAAGAGUUAUGGUGAGGAAUUACCUAGAGAGAGAGUUGUGCAGAAAUUGUUGUUUAGUCUGCCGAAAUCAUAUGAUUCCAUUUGCUCUGUGAUUGAACACUCUAAGGAUCUUGAAACUCUAGAAGUUCAAGAGGUGGUUGCCUCUUUGAAGAGCUUUGAGCUCAGGUUGGAUCGCCAUACUGAGAAUUCUAUAGAAAGGGCUUUUACCAGUCUGAAUAUUGAGGAAAAGAAGUCUAAAAGUGGGAGUUUUUCUGGAGAUCAAAUUCUCAGAAAAAUUGGAAGUCUAAUGAUGGUAACAAAACAGCUUGUGAACACUGUGAUAAGCUACAUUAUGGCAAAUGUUGGUUUGAGGGGAAGCCUAAAUGCCAUGGGUGUGGGAAAUUUGGGCAUAUGA